Messenger RNA from Acanthosepion pharaonis, 1329 nucleotides. The record is from the annotation of a GenBank genome assembly. NCBI's taxonomy places the organism in Eukaryota, Metazoa, Mollusca, Cephalopoda, Sepiida, Sepiidae.
AUGAAUGCAUACCCUGAAGAUAUCACCAAAUAUUUUCCUGUUCAGCAGGUCACAUGGUCAAGUAAUCAUAAGAAUUCUGUUCGUGGAAUUCAUAUUUCUCCAUAUGCAAAAUUGUUAACUUGUGUGCGAGGAUCAGUAUAUGAUGUGGUUGUGGACAUGCGUCCAGAUUCUCCAAGCUAUCUCCAGUGGGCAGCUGUUCAUCUAACAUCUACCAAUGGCCUGCAAAUAUUAAUUCCUUCUGACUGUGGCCAUGGUUAUCUUGCUUUGGAGGAAGAUGCUGCUGUGAUUUAUUGUCAGGGUGGUUUUUUUGAUAAAUCCAUUCCUCAGCAUUCUGCAUCAGUAUUUGACCCAAUCUUAUCAAUUGCAUGGCCUAUUAAAAAUCCUGAAGAAAAUGUUCUCAUUUCAAGCAAAGAUAAGAUGGUGGAAUACCUGAAUUUACCGGAUAAGAGAAUUAUUCCACACCGAAAAAGAAUCCUGAUUAUUGGUUCCACUGGGCAAGUUGGCUCCACAUUUUUUCACACUAUUAAGAAAAACUAUCCAGAGUUUAUUGUUAUUGGAACCACACAUAAUUUGAAAAAGCCUCAACGACUUUCAUUUGAUUUGGAAUCAGAUGCAAUGGACCCAUUGAAAAUGAAAUUGCUACUUGAUGCUUGUUCCCCUCAUGUAAUCAUUAUUGCUGCUGCCUUUACAAAUGUCAAUCUUUGUGAAUCACAAACAGAGAAGACAAAUAAAAUCAAUUGUGAAGCAGUAGUACAAAUUGCGAAACUUGGAAAAGAACGAAAUAUAAAAAUUAUAGUUUUCUCUACUGAUUUGGUAUUCAAUUCUCCAAAUCCAGAAAAUUUUCCAAAUUGCAUAAACACAAUUGAAAAGGACAUUGGACUUAGAGAAGAUUCACCUACAAAUCCUCCAAACUACUAUGGAUUAAGCAAACUUAAGUCUGAGAAAGCGCUUCUCUGUGAGGUUCCUACAUCUCUCAUCAUUCGGACUUCGAGAAUAUUUGGGCCUGAAGAAGUGAAGAAAAACUUUGCCAAUCAAGUUGUACAGAAUCUAUUAACCGGUAAGGAGAUGACUCUCCUAUCUGAUGAACUUUCUUGUCCAACAUAUAACAAAGAUCUUUGUGAGGCAGUGAUGUUACUUAUAAAGAAAGAUUGUUCUGGAAUCUACCACAUUGUUGGUCCCGAAGUUAUGAGCAAAUACCAAUGGGGUUUAAAAAUUGCUGAGUACUUCAAAUUAGAUUCUAAAUGGUUGAUUUCUAAAAGUUCUGAUGAGUUAAAAUUACUUGCACUAAGAGGGAAAUUUACUGCUCUUUCUACCCACAAAUUCAGGUAA